Messenger RNA from Anthostomella pinea, 159 nucleotides. NCBI's taxonomy places the organism in Eukaryota, Fungi, Ascomycota, Sordariomycetes, Xylariales, Xylariaceae. The record is from the annotation of a GenBank genome assembly.
AUGGCCGACAGCCAGUACCUGAAGAAGGUAAUGAAUGACCUGUCCGAUAUGCAGGUUUGGUCCAUUGGCGGCAUCGUUGGCGGCGAGGUUGGAGACUUUGGCGUUGCCAGCCUGUGUUUGAAUGACAAAGACGGCGAAAAAGCGAGAGGCACAAUCUAG